Exserohilum turcica Et28A is the source of this 2009-nucleotide messenger RNA. RefSeq lists its product as uncharacterized. The transcript has 3 exons. The record is from RefSeq and is a predicted model, not a curated record. Gene Ontology annotation, cellular component: plasma membrane; fungal-type vacuole. Gene Ontology annotation, biological process: transmembrane transport; oligopeptide transport. Gene Ontology annotation, molecular function: tripeptide transmembrane transporter activity; dipeptide transmembrane transporter activity. NCBI's taxonomy places the organism in Eukaryota, Fungi, Ascomycota, Dothideomycetes, Pleosporales, Pleosporaceae. The coding region runs from base 73 to 1917 and encodes 614 amino acids.
UCCAGGUGCAACCGCUCUGUCUUUUCCCUCUCUCUCCCACCUGGUCUCUGGCCGCAACUGAGCCCCGACGCCAUGGCAUCCGCCCACGAGACCACUGCCGCUGAGGCACUCCAGCACAGCCAAGACGUGGCCGACCACAAGCCUCACCUGUACGGUGCCACGGUCAACGACGCCAAUGUCGCCGGUGCCCACGUCUCGCUCGAGAAGCCCCACGCCGCCAGCGGCUCUGGCUCCGACGCUGCGUCCAUGGUCGUCGAGGAGGAUGGCAUUGGCGGAGUCAAGCCUACCGCCGAGGAGCUGGCCACUCUCCGCAAGGUCGGUGAGCCUCUUCCCAAGAGCGCCUUCUUGGUCGCCAUUGUCGAGCUCUGUGAGCGUUUCACCUACUAUGGCGCCUCUGGUAUCUUCCAAAACUACAUCUCGCGUCCCCGCAGCGGAGUGCUAGGACGCGGUGCUCUGGGCAUGGGCCCCCAGGGAGCCACCGGUCUGUCUACCUUUUUCCAGUUCUGGUGCUACGUCACGCCCAUUCUCGGUGCCGUCAUUGCCGACCAGUACAUGGGCAAGUAUAACACGAUUGUCAUGUUCUGCUUCGUCUACAUUGUCGGUCUCAUCAUCCUCACCUGCACCUCGAUUCCCGCUGCUCUCGACCAUGGCGCAGGUCUUGGUGGCUUCAUCGUGGCCAUUAUUGUCAUUGGUCUGGGCACGGGUGGUAUCAAGUCCAACGUUGCGCCUUUGAUUGCCGACCAGUACAAGCGCAGACAGAUGGUCAUUGGCCACGACGACAAGACUGGCGAGCGUGUCAUCAUUGACCCUGCUAUUACCAUUCAGAGAAUCUACAUGAUUUUCUACUGGUGCAUCAACGUCGGAUCCCUCUCACUGCUCGCCACGCCCUACAUGGAGCGUGACGUCGACUUCUGGCCGGCAUACCUCAUGUGUCUCUGCGUCUUCUUCAUCGGCCUGCUCGUCCUUGUUCUCGGCCGCAAGGUCUACGUCGUCCGCCCCGCGCAGGGCUCAGUCAUCACGAAUGCGUUCCGCGUCAUCUUCAUGAUGAUCAAGAACCGCAACAUGGACGCCGCCAAGCCCUCGUACCAGGCGGGUCUUGGCAACGACUCCAACCUCCGCUGGAACGACCACUUUGUCGACGAGGUUAAGCGUGCCCUGAUUGCUUGCCAGGUCUUUGCCUUCUACCCCAUCUACUGGGUUAUCUACGGCAACUUCUCCAACAACUUUGUCACUCAAGCUGGCGAAAUGCGCGGCCACGGCAUUCCCAACGACCUGAUGCAGAACUUUGACCCCAUUUCGAUUAUCGUCUUCCUGCCGCUGGUCGACCAGGUGCUGAUGCCCACACUCCGCAAGUACAAGAUCCGUUUCCCCCCGAUCAACCGCAUCAUGACUGGUUUCUGGAUUGCUUCCCUGGCCAUGAUCUACGCCUGUGUCCUCCAGCACUUUAUCUACAAGAGCGGGCCUUGCUACGGCCAGCCUCUGGAAUGCGACGCUGAUCUCGUCGAUGGGGUGCACACUGGAAACAACAUCCACAUUGCCUUGCAAACGGGUGCUUACAUUCUCAUUGGUCUCUCUGAGAUUUUUGCCUCGGUGACUGGUCUCGAGUACGCCUACACCAAGGCGCCGCCUAGCAUGAAGUCGUUUGUGCAGUCCAUGUUCCUCCUUACCAACGCCUUUGGCUCUGCCAUUUCCGAGGCGCUCAACCCGGUCCUCUACAACUCCGCCAUCAUGUGGAUGUAUGCUGGUCUCGCGAUUGCGUCUUUCAUUGCUGGUGGGCUGAUCUGGAUCAUCUUCCACCACCUCAACGACACCGAGGACGAGAUGAACCAGCUGGACGAGGACAUUGACAAGGACCCUGCUAUGAGGAGGAGCAGCGUCAAUGGACAGCACACGGUUGAGCUCGCCGAAAAGGUUUAGGCAUGGAGCAAGGGGAGUAAUGUUAGCAUGAUGAUAAUGUGCUGUUUCAGCAACCGUGAUACCCGAUGAAUUCAAUUUCAACGUAUACCAAC